Molecule: messenger RNA, 3423 nt
Organism: Trichechus manatus latirostris (Florida manatee)
Lineage: Eukaryota; Metazoa; Chordata; Mammalia; Sirenia; Trichechidae
Gene: NFIL3
Product: nuclear factor, interleukin 3 regulated
Exons: 1
Coding region: 1159-2541 (460 amino acids)
Biological process (GO): transcription by RNA polymerase II; immune response; circadian rhythm
Cellular component (GO): nucleus
Molecular function (GO): DNA binding; DNA-binding transcription factor activity
Source: RefSeq, a predicted model, not a curated record
AAACUUUUAUAUGAGAGACUAACUUGAAUUGUAAACUUUCACUUAAAGCACAACAAUAAAAAAAAAGAAUGCACUAAUUCCUUUGACUCAUGGCUGUUUGUUUUAGUCCAAAGUUACCGUAUAACUGAAAUCUCUUAUGACAGAAUUUUCAAGACCACAAAAAGCAUUUUGGAUGCUUCGAUCUUAAAUGACUGUUGGAUAAAUCAAUUUGAAGGAACCAGAAAAAAAGAAUCUGAUAGCACAGAUGCUUGGGAAGAGAUGGCUUUAUUUAGAAGAAUCCUUUUCAUUUGGGUGUGGCAAGUCACAUGGUGGAAGGAGCUGGGAUAUAAGCCCAUGUCACUUAGUCAGGGAUGGGGUGGACAUAGUUAUGUCUGCAUUAAGGGUUGGAUUAAAAAUACUACAAGUACUCAGUCAUGUAUGUGGCCUUUGUUUUAGUUUUUGUGGAGAUAAAAAUACAAUCACUGUAUUUCAUGUACAGUGAUUGAAAAAUCCAUGUACUGGUGUUAAACGAGUUUACUUGGUAAAGUUAUUUUUAGGAGGCGAGUUUGUUUGCUUUGCAGUGAUAAGAUGUUAUCUAAAAUUAUUCAGAAGCAUCACAGUACGCAAGAAUUAUUUUAAAAACUUAUCAACCAUAGGCAGUCUAUCAUUUCCUUCCGGUAAUGUCCCAUCCGUACAUCCACGCCCAACCAUUUCUCCUUUUUAAAUCCAGCCUUCCUCUCUGUCUCCUAUGGCAGAUACUUUUCUGUCACUCUCUUGAACCACACAGCCCUCUGGCUGAUGUAGCUUAUUUGGUUAUUUGUCUUUUGCAGCUUUAAUAGUUGUAAUUUGGGUACUUGUUUCCUCCUCGAGACUGUAAACUCCUUGAAGGCAAGAACUGUGUCUUGUUGAUACCUGUAUACCCUUGAAUGCUUAGCUUCGUCCCGCGUUCAUUGAUCAUCAGUAUCUAUCAAGUGGAUAACUGUCUCUUUUAAUGUCUUGCAGAUAACCUGGAAGACACCUACUCCAUUCAGCAAGAGGGGCCUGAGAGAUUUAUCCUGGACUGUAGAAGCGAAAGGAAGAAUGUGAAAGGAUUUCAAACCACAGUUUUUAAAGAGUUUGAGGACACUGGGCCAAUAAUUUGUUCUCCUCCACCAUACAUAUAGGUAAAGGCUGGUUCUGAUGCAGCUAAGAACCAUGCAGACCGUCAAAAAGGAGCAGGCACCAAUUGACACUAGUAGUAAUGUGGACAAGAUGAUAGUACUUAGUUCUGCUCUAACUGAAGUGUCUGAAGACCUGACGACUGGGGAAGACCUCCUACUGAAUGAAGGAAGUGUGGGGAAAAACAAAUCUUCAGCGUGCCGGAGGAAGCGGGAGUUCAUUCCCGACGAGAAGAAGGAUGCCAUGUAUUGGGAGAAAAGGCGGAAAAACAACGAAGCUGCCAAAAGGUCCCGCGAGAAGCGUCGACUCAAUGACCUGGUUCUAGAGAACAAACUGAUCGCUCUGGGAGAGGAAAACGCCACUUUAAAGGCUGAACUGCUUUCGCUGAAACUAAAGUUUGGUUUAAUUAGCUCCACAGCAUAUGCUCAAGAGAUUCAGAAACUCAGUAAUUCUACGGCUGUGUACUUUCAAGACUAUCCGACUUCCAAAUCUAACGUUAGCUCGUUUGUGGAUGAGCAUGAGCGCUCCAUGGUGGCCAGCAGCUGUAUUUCUGUGAUCAAGCACUCCCCACAGUCUCUGUCCGACGGAUCAGAGGUGUCCUCAGUAGAACACACUCAGGAGAGCCCUGUUCAGAGUAGCUGCAGAAGUCCCGAAAACAAAUUCCAGAUCAUCAAACAAGAGCCGAUGGAGUUGGAGAGCUAUACGAGAGAGACGAGAGAUGACAGAGAGGUGACAACGCCCAUCUAUCAGAACUACAUAGGAAAUUCUUUCCCUGGCUACUCACACUCUCCGCCUCUGUUACAAGUCAACCGCUCCUCCAGUAACUCGCCAAGAACAUCAGAGACCGAUGACGGGGUGGUCGGAAAGUCAUCCGAUGGGGAAGACGAACAGCAGGUUCCCAAGGGCCCCAUCCACUCUCCAGUUGAACUUAAACAUGGACACGCGACAGUGGUUAAAGUCCCAGAAGUGAAUUCUUCUGCGUUGCCGCAUAAGCUUCGGAUCAAAGGCAAAGCCAUGCAGAUUAAGGUGGAAGCGUUAGAUGGUGAGUUUGAUGCCGCGCAGAAACUGUCCUCAGCUAUCGACAUGACAUCAAAAAGACAUUUUGAACUUGAAAAGCAUAACACCCCGAAUAUGGUACAUUCUGCUCUCACUCCUUUCUCCGUUCAGGUGACUAACAUCCAAGAUUGGUCUCUCAAAUCAGAACACUGGCAUCAGAAAGAACUUAUCGGCAAGACCCAGAACAGCUUCAAAUCUGGAGUGGUUGAAAUUAAAGACAGUGUCUACAGAGUGUCUGACCCAGAGAAUUUGUAUUUAAAGCAGGGGAUAGCAAACUUAUCGGCAGAGGUUGCCUCGCUUAAGAGACUUAUAACCACACAACAGAUCUCUGCUUCAGACUCCGGGUGAACUACUACUGACUGAUGUCUGGCUGUUUAGGGAGACGCCAUUUGCAAUAGAUGAGUAUGUUUUGUAUUCUGAGUUUUCACUGGACCUGUGAUGUCAUUUCACUGUAAUGUUCACACAUGUUGUCUGUUUGGUGUCUUUUUGUGCACAGAUUAUUAUGAAGAUUAGAUUGUGUUCUCACUCUGCCUUGUGUAUAGUCAAAUAGUCCAUACAAAGGCUGUAUAUAUUGAACAUUAUUUUUGUUGUUCUGCUAUAAAAUGUGCAAGUUACCAGUUUCAAUAAAGAAUUGGUGGCAACACAGAACUUCUCCCCAUUUGCACUUGAUCUUAUAGAAAGAAAAAGCAGUUUAAGUUACCAAAAUUAGAUAUUAAAGAAUUUCUACCGUUUACUUAUUUUGGGGUGUUUUCUAAACAUGGGAAAACUGAAGUGGAAGUUGGACAAAUAAUUUGUUAUUCUUCUAGUUUGGCUAGGCUAUAAAAAGUUUUUUUAAAAACCUUUAAAAAAAGAAAAAACAUAACAAUGAGUUGACUAGUUUGUUAAAUUUCUCUCCAUUGUAUAGUUUUAUUUUAAGGUAGAUUCUCCCUAUACUUUUUUUUUUAAGUAGAGAAAUCCAAGUGGAUUAGCAAACAGCCUCGCUUUAUUCAUCUCUAUUUAAUCGUGACAUGUGGAUGUGGAUAGUUGAGUCACUGACUAUUAGAUUAGAGGUGCUUUUAAAAGAGUGGAUAAAGACUUAAGUACGAAGGCAUUUUUAUGUUGUUGUAAAUUGUAACAGUUCUAGAGAAUAACAGUCUAGAGACUGAAGCUGGUGAAAUACUGUUUUUAUUGAAUUUCCAAAAUGUCAAAGAAAACAUUACUUACCAUAUUAUAACAUGUAUAGUCUGAAUA